Leishmania mexicana MHOM/GT/2001/U1103 is the source of this 1845-nucleotide messenger RNA. RefSeq lists its product as hypothetical. The transcript has a single exon. The record is from RefSeq and is a predicted model, not a curated record. Bases 1 to 1845 code for a protein of 614 amino acids. NCBI's taxonomy places the organism in Eukaryota, Euglenozoa, Kinetoplastea, Trypanosomatida, Trypanosomatidae.
AUGAAUGGACAUGGCCCGAACUGCUCCGCCAUUACAGACGGCGUGGAGCACCGUUACGCACAUGUGAAGUGGUUUCACGCCGUGAACUCCCAGGCCGCGUUGCUGGAGGCGGCGCAGGCCAUCGAUGGACUAUUUUACGAAGAACACGAAUGUGGAGUGCGAGGCAGCGAGGCCAAGAUCAACCACAGCACGUUGGCAGACACAAACGUCAGUGGUGGUGGUGGUGGUGGCGACGUCACAGCUGCCAACGGCUGCUCCAACGCACCGGUGUAUACAGUCAUCGGUAUCGAGGCGAAUGUUCAGUGGCACCCGACCCUGGAAACGGCCGUCAUGCGACGCGACCCUCUGCCGUCAGCGGCGGUCGACGUGUGCUCAGGCGACGGCAACGGCAACAAGGAUCAAAGCGCACACAACGAUCGUUCUCCAGCUGCCACAGCGACCGCGGAUGCGGCGGAGGGCAGCACCUUUCCACUCGAGGCGUUUCUCCACGCUUUGGCGGAGGCAGUGAAGGGGUGGCAGCAACGCGCCGCCCUCUUGGCCGAAGCCUCCAUCCGCCCCCCAGCAGCUGUGCCGCCUCUGCGAGUCAUUGUAAAGCUUCACUUUGAAGCGCUCCCGGCAGCGCAACAGCUCCUCACGCACGCCGAGGCGCAUACGUGGGCGGGCCUUGAGGAACUAUGCCGGCAGCCCCACAGCGAGGGAUGCACAGCUGCGGCCAUGUCCGGUACUGUGCGCCAACACGCCUCACUCUCGGUCGUCGAUCACUCAACCGACGCUUCGGCGACGCCAUCCAAUCCGCAAGGCCAGCCGUUCAUGCCAGCAGCGUCGCAUCCUCCCGCCGCUGUGGCCGUAGAGCUGUGGUGGAGCGCCGAUGUGGUCGCGCAGACCGGGGUCACCCCGCACCCCUUAUCGUUUGCUGCGGCCCCGGCAUCCGUCGUGCAAGAUCUCAUGGUGCGAACGGCCCAGGUGCUCGGCCCUCGCGUUCCGCUUGGCUUUUCUCUUGGCUGGGUCCUCUGCCCGCGUACCGUCCCGGCUGGAGUGCUGACGAUGACCAAGUCCACCGCGGCGUCACCAGCCACUGCCUCAGCGUCGACGGUGAUGCCGCAACCGCGAUACGUCUUUUACAGCCUCCUCGAGGAUGCCGCAUCCAUGAAGUCCUUCCUGGACGGCCUCUGUAAGGAGCUCGAGUCCUCUGCGCACCGGCACAGGAAUGGGGCAGCCGUGGAGCACAGCGGAGGCACCGCCCUCUCUGGCAUCGUGGGCACGGAGGAGAUGGCGAAACGCAGCGAUCAGGCGGUCGUCAGCGCGUCGGCGCCACCGCCCGCGUCACGCCUUGUGCGGCACAUCACGUUCACGAUGAUGUUUGAGAGCGUCUUCGCCGACGUGUACACAGCGAAGGAGCGGCAGCAGGCCUUCGAGUCGUCGGUAGCGGCCACGGCAUCCCUCAACGCGGCGGCGCGGAAGGCAGACGAGACUCGCCGUGUCGCCGCAGCCGUGCUGGAGCACACGACGAAGCUCUUCAGCGCGCCGCGCGCCACCACAAGUGCAACGACGAAGACGUGCAUGAGCGGCGCGGUAGGCAAGGUGGUUGAGGCGGAGCUGCUGGAGGAGGAGUCACUGAAGCACGCGGCGGCCCCAACAGCUGCGACGAUGACGCCAUCGGACGAUCCGCGUGUGUUUCCGACCUUUAGGAAGGCCAUCCGACCACCAUCGCACGCCUCCCUGGCCGUCGCGUCGUCUGUUGCGCAGCCGAUGGCAUCCUUGAAGAUCGAUGAUGAUGGCGCUUUUCAGGUGAACGUGGACAGAGUCGCACGUGUCUUUUUCCCCUAUUGCAGCAUUGACACCUGA